Microdochium trichocladiopsis is the source of this 1059-nucleotide messenger RNA. RefSeq lists its product as uncharacterized. The record is from RefSeq and is a predicted model, not a curated record. The transcript has 3 exons. Bases 1 to 1059 code for a protein of 352 amino acids. NCBI's taxonomy places the organism in Eukaryota, Fungi, Ascomycota, Sordariomycetes, Xylariales, Microdochiaceae.
AUGUCGACCUUCAAGUCUCCCUCCCCCUUCCCUCUCCAAGGCCGCUACGCCGACGGCAACAGAUGGGAGACGCUCCGCGGAGCCGGCGACGACCGCCCGACCGCGCUCCAGAUCAUCAAGGACGAAGGUCUGGUCUCCGCGCUCGCCGACAAGGUCAUCUUCGUGACGGGCGCGUCCUCCGGGAUGGGGCCGUACAUGGUCCGCGCUAUAGCGGAGACGGGGGCCACCAUCUACGUCGGGGCCCGGGAUGUCGACAAGGCCAGGAAAGCCAUCGGCGAGGACCUUGUCGCUGGUGGUAACAACAACGGCAGCGGCAGGGUGCACAUCCUGCAUCUCGACCAGGCAGACCUCUCGAGCGUGCGCGCGUGCGCGGCCAUUCCCCGCCGGCUCAACAUCCUCAUUAACAACGCCGCCGUCAUGCGCACGCCCGAGCACCUCACAAAAGACGGGCUCGAGCUGCAGAUAGCGACUAACCACCUGUCGCACUUCUUGCUCUUCUGGCUGCUCAAGGACGUCAUGCUGGCCAGCGCGACGCCAGAGUUCCCCUCGAGGGUGGUCAGCAUAACCUCCGCCGCCCACAAGUUUGGGCCGUUCUCUGAUAUCUAUCCCUCGGAAAAAAUAUACUCCCAGUCCAAGGUUUCAAACAUCUACAUGACCUCGCAAAUCACUCGCCUCUACGGCGACCAGAAACUCUACGGCUUCAGCGCGGCGUCGGGCAGCUUUGUGAGCCCGAACCUCAACCAGCACAGCACCGCGGAGGAGCAGAGCAGCUGGACGUCGAACCCUAGGCUCGUCGUGUCCCUUUACAGCUUCGAGCAGGCGUGCGCGACGGUCGUCUACGGGGCCGUGGCGCAGGAGCCCGUCGACUUUGUGAAGGGACAGGACCGCGGCAAGGGCGAGGCCAGCACGGGUCUCUACCUGGAGGGCAGUGCCGUGGCAGGACCGCUGCCCAAGGACGCGGUGGACUUCUUCGAACACGGACAUACCCCGUGGGAGUUCGACGCGGACAAGGAGGCCAAGCUGUGGGACUUGAGCAAGAAGCUCGUCGGCGUCGAGUAG